AUGUCCGCCGCUGAAGAGGAAAAUAUCGCUGAAUCCGGCGACGAUCUCUUGGUCGACGACCUUCCCGAAGGACUACUCGAUGACCUCGCGAGCUCCCCUGACCACCCUGCUGCGAAGAAGCCCUGCAUGGACCCCGGUGCUGGCCCUGCUAGCUUCAACUCCCCCUCCACCUCCUCCGACUCGGCGCUGGCGCAGCCCGCGCCGUCUCCUGUGCUCCUCGCUGCCGCUGCUGCUCCCACGUUGACUCAGCAAGGCCAUGCGCCCUCUCUAGCAGCAACAGCUGCCGCCCCCAACGCCCCGGUUCUCCGCGCUGCUGCCUACGCAACGGCCGCCUCCGGCGCUAACCCGGCUCCCGCGCUGCCCGCCUCGCUCUUUGCCUCAUCCGCGCCCGGCGGACCCCCCCGCAACCUCCGCCGUGCGCGCACCUCCGCAGCCACCCCGAUGCUCCUUCCCCUUCGCCGCCGCGUGGUAGUCACGCUCCUCCUCCCGGAGGCCGUGUUGGAGUCGCACCGCACGGAAAUCCUCGCCGAAAUCAACGCGCAGCUGUGCGGCUUCAUGUUCGAUUCGGGCAUCAUCCCCCCCUUCGAGCACACUGUCGGCGACUCCCUCCGCGUGGCCCGCCACGUGUACGGCCGCCUGCUGUUCUCUUGGCCGUCGCAGGAAGACGCGGCUGUUUUUCGCAAGCUUUUUCCUCUCAUGCUGAAAAUCUCCAACUCCCGCCCCGUCAUGUUGAAGGUCUUUGUUGAUUGGUAUGAAGCUUUUACCGCGGCAAAGGCAGCCGGCGCUCCUACCCUGUCUAUCCGAAACGUCCCCCUGGAGAUCGAUCCGGAGGAGAUCCGCGCCUUCCUCCUCGGGUCCACCGAGGAGGAUGGUUCGCAUUGGCUCGCGGAUCUGACUGACUUUCACCGCGCUUCCGACCCCUACGAGAACACCUUUUUCACUCACCUCGCAGGACUCCCGGUCGCCACCCCCGAUGACCCGAAUUUCGAACGAAUCCCGUCCGAAUUCCUGCUGGAGGAGAACAAGCCAACUAUGCUGCUCAAUUUCUCCUGCCACGUGUGCACGCUGUGCGGUAACAACCACCGCGCACCGGACCACGAGACUUUCGCUGCCCGCCGCCGAGGACGCCUCACGAACAAGAACACCAUCUCAAUCGCUCAGCUGCAGCAGGCAAACGCCCCCCACCCCCCGGCCCCCCAUGUUGUGGGGCUCCCACUCAACCCCUUUUCCCCCCCACGCCACCCCCCCCUCCCUGCUCUUUCCAACACAUGCAGGCAAGCCCCCGCCCAAGGACGCUCAGCCCCUGUCACCUCUGUACCCUCCUCUCCCCCCCCUACAGUCGGGCCUCCGCCCACCCUCACGACUCCCCCAUCUUCCCACACCCCCCACGCAAUCUCCGCAUCGCGAAAUCUCUUUCUCACCCAUGAUCCCCCACCCCCUGCCCCUACCCACGUCAACCCCACCCCCCACUACACUCCCGCCCCUUCCCCCUCGGAGGACAGUACCCCGCCCUCCCACAAGCUCGCCCCCCACCCGCACCCCCCUCCCACUAGCAGACUGGACCCUCCUACGGUACCCCCCUCUCUGCCCCCUCCCGACACUCCUCCCACGAUCUCUCCAGAGGGCGGGCCCCCUGCCCAACCUUAUGCUGGCAUGGAGACGCUCCUCUCCCCCUGCCCUAUCCCCCCCUUUUCAACCAGCACCCCUCUCUGCUCCCCCGACCCCCCGACUUCCCCCCCCCACUUCCUCUCCCCCGAUUCCCCUCCUCCCCCCCCCUACCCUCAAUCUCGCCUUCCCCCCCCUCACUCUUUUCAACCCCCUCUUCACUUUCUUCACCCCCCACCCUCUCAGGAACCCAUCUGCAACCGCCCCCUGUGCUAUAACCGGGCUGCCCGAUCCCCACCGAGGCUCCCCCCCUCUGCCAACAGCCCUCUUCCCCCGGCCUCUCCCUCAUUGCUCUCGAGCAGGCCGAUCCAACCCCCUCUGGCUCCUUCUCCCCCCCCCGCCUGGGCCCCCGAACACCCCUGCCCCUCCCCCGCACCUCCCACCCCUCUCUGCACCUCCCUCCACCCGCAGCCAACCAGACCUCAUGGCAACUCUUUGGGCAAUCAUGCCGCGCCGACCGCCUUCGGCAACGACCCCAGCCUCCUCUACAUUGGGCUGGGCGAUUGGGUCGAAUAUUGGACCUGCGCUCUCUGCGACUUCACCUGCGGCGCUGCCCUCGACAGCGCCAUGGAGCAUAUCCAGUCCGACCUGCACGUCAACCGCGUGAAGGCCUCCGCUCACCGCCCGACUGCCAAGGAAGAAUUUGGCCCCUGGCGCGCACUCACCCUGCUGCAGCAGAAGGCCCCGGUGGCUGCCUUCCUUCGCGGUCGCCCUUAG
This is a messenger RNA of Closterium sp. Naga37s-1, 2382 nucleotides long. The record is from the annotation of a GenBank genome assembly. NCBI's taxonomy places the organism in Eukaryota, Viridiplantae, Streptophyta, Zygnematophyceae, Desmidiales, Closteriaceae.